This is a messenger RNA of Octopus sinensis (East Asian common octopus), 1988 nucleotides long. Its product is annotated as protein ZBED8-like. The annotation marks the transcript as partial. The transcript has 4 exons. Lineage: Eukaryota; Metazoa; Mollusca; Cephalopoda; Octopoda; Octopodidae. The record is from RefSeq and is a predicted model, not a curated record.
CUUAUCGGAGACCUAGUCGCCAUCCGCCAGAAUUCAGAUCUCCGCCCUCUUGAGGACAUUGCUCAGAAACAAGGAGCACAUAGAGCUCAGUUAACCCAUUUCACCGAGACUUUGACCCUUCCUCGAGAUGGAGGUAGAUCCAUACCGGGAUGUCUCGCAGUUCUUUUCAAUCUGGAAGAAGGACCAGGAUGGCAAGUAGAAGGAGCAGAAAGCUUCAUCCCAUCAAGUGCUGAUUCUAAGAGGCCUGAAUGUGUGGACUGUGGCUUAGUAAUGACAAAUGUUUCCAUGAAGAAAUCAAAAUUGUUCGCCCAUCAACAGUUGAAGCAUCCUGCUUCUGUUGGAAAGGAGCGCAGCUAUUUCAGGAAGAAAGUGGAGUUACGCCAAAAGAAUGCUCCAAAAACUUUAGAAUUCUGCUUAAAAAAAGCAAAUGAGCAUAAUAACAAGACACUAAAAGUCAGUUAUGCAGUGAGUGAACUGGUUGCUAAGGUGGGGAAGCCACAUACAAUUGCAGAACGUCUGGUGAAGCCAGCAAUGUUGAUCUGUGCUAAAGAACUGCUAGGAGAACAGGCUGCCAACAUUCUACAAAAAAUCCCAUUGUCUAAUGACACAGUGAAGAGAAGGCAAAUUGAAAUGGCAGAAAACCUCGAGAAACAGCUUGUGGAAAAAUUAAAAGUUUCUAAGUUCUCACUACAAAUUGAUGAGACAACAAUCAACAAUUCUGCCUUAUUACUUACUUAUGUCCGAUAUAUUGAUGCAAUGGCAAUUCAUGAAGAAAUGUUAUUUAUAAAAAAGUUGAUUGACACACGAAGCGACACUAUAUAUGCGGCUGUUUACGACUAUCUGUACGAUAAUGGGAUCCCUCUGUCAAAUCUGUUGCAGAUUGCAACAGACGGUGCCAGCGCUAUGACCGGCAAACAGAAUGGCUUUGUAGCUAAAUUAAAAAAAGUUGCCCCUCAUAUAUUGGCAAUUCAUUGCAUCAUCCAUCGAGAACAUCUUUGUGCUAAAUCUCUCAAUGAUGACAUGGAACAUGCAUUGAAAGUCGCUGUUUCAACAGUGAAUUUUGUCAAAGCCAAUGCUUUGCAUGACCGCCUAUUUCAACAUUUAUGUGAACAUGAGGACCACCAGAGACUCCUCAUGCACACUGAAGUGAGAUGGCUUUCCAAAGGAAAUUCCCUAGUUCGUCUUGCUGAAAUGUGGGAUAUGGUUCUUAUUUUUGUUCAUGACAUGAAAACACAAGCUUGUAGCAAGAAGCAGAAAGAUAAAGCUGAGACUUUGUUUUCAGUGAUAAAUAACAACGAUACAAAAGCAAGGAUUUUUUACCUGGCUGACUUAUUCGCACAUGUCAACCAACUGAACAUGACACUGCAAGGGCGAAAUGCUAAUCUGAUAGAUAGUGCUGAGAAAGUACGCUCUUUUUUGAACAAGUUAUGUCUCUGGAAGAUGCAUCUUCAAAAAAAUGAAUUUGCUUAUUUUUGUAAUUUUGCCAAAACUGCUCCGAGCUCAGAAGUAAUCGCAAGCUGCACUGACCACUUGAAAUGCUUGAAAGAAGAUAUGACUAGAAGAUUUAAAGAUAUCAUCGAAAUGAAUCCGCCUAGUUGGAUUAUAGAUAUAGCACAUUUUGACGUAUUAAGUGAAAAAGACAUUGAUCCUAUUAUUGCUGGAGAACUUCUUGAACUGAAGGAGAACAAAGUAUUAAUGAAAAAUAUUGAAAGGGAUGGCUUAUAUGGAUGGAUGAAAAUGGGACUGUAUGGAACCAUUGGAGGGCUUUUUACGAUUUUGGCUAAACCUGACGGGGCUCAAGUUUUUCAAUUCGGUUUUUUCCAAGGGUACACUCCUUAUGUUUGGUUAGAGUCUGAUUGUAGUUCAUGUUUAGUAAAUAAAAGAGAGCAGAUAAAGUCUUUAUUACAGGAGAUUGAUGACCGGCUGGUUAUUCUGGACUCGGAGAAAGAAGAAUUGAAAAAUUACCACAAAUAUGACCGACUGAGGAG